Messenger RNA from Pangasianodon hypophthalmus (striped catfish), 3560 nucleotides. It is a transcript of the gene smg9, whose product is annotated as SMG9 nonsense mediated mRNA decay factor. NCBI's taxonomy places the organism in Eukaryota, Metazoa, Chordata, Actinopteri, Siluriformes, Pangasiidae. Gene Ontology annotation, biological process: nuclear-transcribed mRNA catabolic process, nonsense-mediated decay. The transcript is spliced from 14 exons. The record is from RefSeq and is a predicted model, not a curated record. The coding region runs from base 1197 to 2711 and encodes 504 amino acids.
AGUCUGCACUUCAGUUCAUCCCAAAGGUGAUCAGUGGGGUUGUGGUCAGGCCUCUGUGCAGGACUCUCGAGUUCUUCCACACCAAUCUUGGCAAACCGUCGCAGCAGAACGUCGCUUUUUUGCACAGGGGCAUUGUCAUGCUAGAGGUGAAAGAAAAUUGUUAUGCUACAGCAUACAAAGACAUCCUAUAAAAUUGUGAGCUUCCAAUUUGUGGCAGCAGUCUGGGGAAGGAACUUGUAUGAGUGUGAUGGUCAGGUGUCCAGAAACAUUUGGCUAUAUAGUGUAGUAAGUUCAAACUGAUUGAUAUUAUGGACCUUGCGUUCUAUGAGAUUACUCUUCCAAUUCCCUAAACAGCAACUGUGCUUUGAUUUGAAAAUUUUCAGCAUGCUUUUACGACUCACUCAAGCUAAUCAGUCAGGUUUUAAUGAAUGAAUACCUCUACUGUAGUGCCUUGCUGAUUUCACAAUUAUUUAUACAGAUUGUAUCACAUGCAAUGCAAAGUAAUGACAUUCCGUUAAUUAGAAGGUAGUGUAAGAUUUCAUGGAACAAUUCCAGCCAUAGACAGGCAAACAAGAACAAUCACUGCUAAGUAUAGCAAACUUUGUCCUUUUGGGAGCCGAAAGAGUCGGUUCUCUCUGGCGAGUUAAGCCGAAUGAUUUGACUCACUGAAAAGAGUCGGGAUUUAUUAUUUAUUCAUUCUUUACAGGGCACUGUAUGCAUACACACACAGGAAAAUGCAGUGUAGCCAAUCCACAUACCAGCAUGUUUAAUUCAAAUACUUGUGAUCUUGUCAGAACCAAAUUUUUCUACCGGAACCCAAAACACUGAGCCGAUGUUCCCUAACGACCAUCUCUUUAUUUUGGUCCUUCGUGUCUUGCCCGGAUCAGGAAGAAGUAGCGUAGGCUAGGUCAGCGUGCUAAUCAGCAUUCUAAAGGUUGUGCUUUAAAUAAUUCAUUAAUAUUUAAAUAAGCUUUAAAUUUAUAAUAAAAUGUCUGAAAUGACUUGUGACAAUUUUUAGCUUUAUUUUAUUAGCAUUAUGCAAAGAUAGCAGGAGCUGGCCGCCAGCCGGUUAAUUGUGAAACCUAAAUAACAGAGCACAACGUAAAUAACAUUACACAGCCUAUGUAGGCUACCUAUACAGACAACAAGGCGACGUUUGGACUUCUGCCUGUCAAUUUGUAAGUAACCGUAGCGAAAUGUCGGAGUCUGGGCACAGCCAGCCCGGAAUGUACGGACAGGGACGCAGGAGGCGAAGACGGAGAGACAGGGAGCCUGGACCGCCUGGACAGAACCUCUCCGGACCGAGUCGUGACCGAGACUACGGCCCGCGGGAGCGGAGGGAUGGGAGCGAGGAGCCAUCUGGUCCACUUCUUCAGAAAACUCCCAUUAUUCUGGCCAAACCACCAGGAGAAAGGGCAAAGCCGAGCGCUGCUGUCAGCGGUGCCCCGUUAGAGAAGCCAAUUAUGCUGAUAAAAGCCAGAGAUGAAGGAGGCAAACCGGGCACCACACCAGAUGCUGCUCCUCCAGUUUCUGGCUCUGGAGCAGCAAAGCUGGAGAGGGAGGGUCAGCGUCCAACACAGCCUGUGUAUCAGAUCCAGAAUCGCGGCAUGGCUUCAGCUGCAUCUACCUGUGCUGUUGAUCCUGUGAUUGGUCAGACUAAGCUCCUCCCUGCUGAGAAAAUGAAGCACAGCAUUAAACUAGUGGAUGACCAGAUGAAUUGGUGUGACAGUGCUAUGGAGUAUCUACGUGACCAGACUGACAUGCUGGUUGUGGGAGUCAUUGGGUUCCAGGGGAUGGGAAAGUCCACCAUCAUGUCUCUCCUCUCAGCCAACAUGCCUGAAGAAGACCAAAGGGCGUAUGUGUUCAGGGCCCAGACACAGGAGAUCAAAGAGAGAGGGGGCAACCAAACGAGUGGAAUCGACUUCUACAUUACACAAGAGAGAGUGAUCUUCCUGGACACACAGCCAAUUCUGAGUCCUUCCAUCUUGGAUCAUCUCAUCAAUAAUGACCGCAAGUUGCCACCAGAGUAUAACCUGCCACACACAUAUGUGGAGAUGCAGUCUCUACAGAUAGCUGCUUUUCUCUUCACUGUAUGCCAUGUUGUAAUCGUGGUUCAGGACUGGUUCACAGACAUUAACCUCUACAGGUUUCUACAAACCGCUGAGAUGCUGAAGCCUUCGACUCCAUCUGCCAGCCACGACAGUGUUGGUUCAUCAGGACCAGAUGAUGGAUCAGAAUACUAUCCUCACCUCAUUUUCUUGCAGAACAAAGCAAGAAGGGAGGAGUUUUGUCCCCGAAACCUGAAAGAUAUGCACAUGGUUGUGGACAAACUGAUGGCCCACUCCCACCUGAAAUAUAAAGGCAUGCUGUCCAUGUUGGACUGUAAUAUAUUCCCUGGACUGGAUCGAGACUACUUUGAAAAUGAAGUGAAUCUCUUCCUUUUGCCAAUUUUGGAGAAUGAUGGAGAUGAAGCUUUGACAAGAGCAGGAUCUGGAUCUGCUCCUCUUUUCUCUCUGCUGCCUGGCUACAAAGGCCACCCGAGCUUUUCCUCUCUGGUGUCCAAACUGCGUAGCCAAGUCCUUGCCAUGUCCCGCAAUCAGCUCUCCCACACCAUCCUCACUGAGAAAAACUGGUUCCAUUAUGCUGCCAGAAUUUGGGAUGGGGUAAAGAAAUCCUCAGCGCUAUCUGAAUACAGCCGCUUACUGUCAUAAACCAGACAAGACACACGUCUGGAAAUGGCAGCUGUGGAGAAAGUUCCUCAUCUUCACGUGCACAGUGUUACCUUUUGAUACACAGUGGGUCUGAAGCAAUGUCCUUCAUGUUCGACUAGAACAGGGCUGACUCUUCACUGGAGCACUUGAUGUUCAGACACCAGCUACAGGCUGCACACACUCUCUGUUGUAGCUUAAACAUGGAAAUACAGCAAACAUGCUUACUAAGAAUGUUGGAUCUUCUACCAGCUCCCUGACUGUGCUGGAUUUGAUCUAUCAGCCGUGGUCUACAUCAGAGGUUUAGGGCAAAGAGCUGAACUCUGAAAAGCACUGCAUUUUUGAAAAGAGAGGAUCCCUUAAGAGACUUUUUAGUAACAUUAUUUUUUUUAUUUUUUAUUCAUGCACUCACUUUCAUUAACUGCUCUAACCUGCUCAGGGUCAUGGUGGAUCCAGAGCCCCUCCCUUUAAUGCAUGUUAUCUUAGCCAAUCCACUUACUUGGCAUGGUGGGAGGAAACGGGAGAGCCUGGGAGAAAAAACCCACACGGACACAGGGAGAGCAUGUACAGAAACUCCGGACCGACAGUAACUCGAGCUCAGGAUCAGACUGGGGACCCUGGAGCUGUGAGGUGGCAAUACUACCCACUGUGCUACGGUGCUGCCUAUUUAUUUGCUGUCAAUUAAAAAAUGUAAAACAUAAGUUGUAAGAUUAGAUUUUUAUGGAAAAAAAUUACUAGGUUUAAUAAAACAACACAAGUUUAACCAAUUGCAUCAACAAUGCUGAAGGUAUUGAACACCUUAAUCUGACUGCUGGAUUGAGAAACAGUCUACUAAUUAAAAAUAUCCAUUUU